AGGCUCCCGAAUCCCCGAAAAGUUGCACACUUCGAAACGCGUCACAUGGAGACGGUCUAGAAGUAUCGUGUAUUGCAGGAAAGGACGGAGGUCUGCAUCAAAGUUUUGUUCUGGAAGUUUCAGACACUUCCGCUCCUCACAAUCCUGCAGGUAUAACAACCCUCAGCGAUCAAGGUGAUCUUCCGCCUCCAAAAUACCGUGUUCUAGGCGAACGCCCUGUAUUUCGACUCCACAGUUUGGAGCCAGGAAGAGAAUACCAAGUAGCUGUGUAUGCUGAGAACGCUAAAGGAAAAAGUACACCCCCUGUAGUUUUACCUAAUGUUCGAGUUGAAUCGGAUGUGACAUUUGAAAUAUCUGAAGACGAAGACACAACCCAACUGAAACCAGACCCAGAAAGUUCCACUUCCGGAAAAAACCUAACCUUGAUCAUUGUUGGUUUGGCGGUGGCCGCAGUGCUGCUCAUUCUGAGUAUUAUUGCAGUUGCUACUAUUCUGGCCUGUCGGAGGCCGAAAACUGUUGUAAAAAGAAGACCAAGAAGAAGCAGUAAGCCACCAGAGGAGUUCGAGUUGUCCGAAGACGGUUUUGGGGAGGGAUUCCAUAGGAGAAGCGCGCAAUAUAGAGCAAGCAUGUACGGAGAGUGUGAAGAUAGAAUAACCAGGAUGAUCGAAGGUCCAGAUCUGAUUCUUUCUCCAAUGACGACUUCUCAGCAUAACAUGGAGUUUUGACAGACAGUGACCAAGGAUCGCAGUAUCCAAAAGGAUCUCACAUAGAAGAUAAUUAUUUCUUGAAAGUGAAAGAAAUUAAAGUGUAGAACUUUUCGUUUCAGUGAAAGUUCAUUGAUAUAAUAUAUUCUAAGCAAAUCCCCGUGGUAGCCAUUUGCUAUUGAGUAUUUAUGAAGUGUGAAAACUUAGAGACUCUCAGAAAAAUGUAUCACAGAUUAGACAAACUUUGGAUCGCUUCAUAUGGAAUUGCAUGGUAUUCUAGUUGAUGGAUGAAAAUAUUUCAGGUAGUGAUCAAGGUUUCGAUUUCCACUUUCCUGAAAAAUUUGCAACUCUCAAACACCACUGAAGAGAUGUUAGAUAUCAAUUACUGGAAAGUGAAUCGAAUGUUAUUGAUAUUCUGUUUUUCAAUAAUAUCCAUAAAAUCAUCAUAAUCAAUUUCAUCUUUCUAUUUCAGGCCAUAAUUUUUUACAGAUUAUUUGAAUUCCAUCUUCCACAAUUUAUUCAUACACAUUGACAUUCUUCUUUGUCAAAUAUUGUAUAUUACAUCUAUCCGUUUCAAUAUAUCACCAUUAUUAGUUCUAAAUCACUAACGUAGUUCACUGUGAAUUCACUAUGAAUCUCACAGUGAACAGUGAUAGUGAGUUUUGAUAUGGAAUUUUAUCAAGUAUCGGUGUGUUUCAUUCAAUUAGUACUUUGGAGCAACAUAUUCCAUUUGACAUAGUCAAUUAUAUUUCAAACAAUGGGAAAGAAUCUUUUCAGCAGUCUACUUAUCCUUCUUGAUAAAAAAAUGCGGGAAUCUUCCAAAAAAAUUUGAAAGCAAUCAAUUUCAGAAGGGGUAAAUCUGUACACAGAUGUUGAGAUGAUGCAGAGAAGUGGCUUUCAGACACAAACUGGAAGAAAAAGCAAUCCUGAAACAGCUACUUUCAUAUAAACAUUAAAUUACACGAAA
This is a messenger RNA of Leptinotarsa decemlineata (Colorado potato beetle), 1671 nucleotides long. It is a transcript of the gene side, whose product is annotated as motor axon guidance molcule sidestep. Gene Ontology annotation, molecular function: protein binding. The record is from RefSeq and is a predicted model, not a curated record. Lineage: Eukaryota; Metazoa; Arthropoda; Insecta; Coleoptera; Chrysomelidae.